Molecule: messenger RNA, 1331 nt
Organism: Branchiostoma belcheri (Belcher's lancelet)
Lineage: Eukaryota; Metazoa; Chordata; Leptocardii; Amphioxiformes; Branchiostomatidae
Product: E3 ubiquitin-protein ligase RNF170-like
Exons: 5
Coding region: 9-905 (298 amino acids)
Molecular function (GO): ubiquitin protein ligase activity
Source: RefSeq, a predicted model, not a curated record
UAAAGGUCAUGACGCAUGCGUACUUAUCAAAACAUUUCUGGUCAGUCCACUUCCGGAUUUGGGAUUUGGAAGCUACAGGUGCGUCCGGAUUUCUCCGGAUUAUGGAGGACGUGCUGGACGACAUGGGCGGUCCGGUUACCGGGACGUUAGUGGAGGGGAUCGGGGACGAGCUGGUGUACAUCAGCCUGAUGGUGGGCAUGAUGAUGGUGUCGUUAGGCUCCGUACUGUACAGAUGGAACCAACAGCAGGCCAUGGGAACUACCAUCCACCCUGAUCACAGGACACGCCUCCACGAGGCGAGACAGCAGCUGGGAUUGGACGAUGAGCAGGACAGACAGCCCAGGUUCACCAAUGACGGGCAGUGUCCCAUCUGUAUGGAGAACACCAACUUUGCUGUGGAAACAAACUGUGGACAUGUCUUUUGUGCUAACUGUAUCCUGAUGUACUGGAGACAUGGAAGGUGGCUGGGAGCAGUGGGCUGUCCUGUCUGCAGACAAACUGUGACUCUGUUGCUACCGCUCUUUACUGAAGAAGAGAAUGGGUCAGAUGACUUGGUACAGAUGGCUGGAGAGAUAAACGCUUACAACAGAAGAUACUCUGGAGAACCCAGGCCGCUGCUGGAUUACCUGUAUGACCUUCCGACCUUGCUACGCCACGCUUUCAUUGAGCUGUUCACCGUUGGCGGACUAGUCAUGAUGUUUCGCGUACGGGUGUUCCUCAUCCUCCUCGGUGCCAUUUUGUACUUCAUUUCACCACUGGACAUCAUCCCGGAAGGAGCGUUUGGCCUCCUUGGGUUGGUGGACGAUGUUUUUGUCAUCCUGGUGUUGCUGAUCUAUGUGUCAAUCAUGUACAGGACCUUCGUGGCCAAUAGGGGAGAGAUGGGCCUGGGAGGGGAUGUGGAGUGAACCAUUUGGGCCAUCAUAUAGGGAGGGACAGGGUGGAGGAGUAAAGAAUACAUGACAAUCAUGUACAGGACCUUAUUGGUGAGCCUUGGGAUGGACCAUUUUGGUCAUCACAUGGGGAGGGACAGGAUAAAGUUAACACAUGACUCAAUAAUAAACAAGAACUUUGUGGCUAACAGGAGAGAGGUAAAUUAGGAAUGAACCAUUACACUUUUGUAUGGGGAGAGGCAGGGUGAAGGAAAAAUGACUUUUUCUUCAAGUUUGUAACCAAAUCAUAAGAUGAAACAAGACUGAUAUAAAAGCCAGUCAUAUAUGGAAGACGAGAGAAAGCUAUGGUUGAACAUUUACAUCAUCUGUGAAGAGGACAACCAAAUAAGACUUGUGAUGGGCUCCUGUAAACUUCAUCUGCCAUGUGGUACAUGACAGAAA